AUGCCCCGCAACGGAGACGGAUCCUCAGACAACGGACCCAUUGAGGGCCAGAACAUUGUCCACGGCAACUCUGGAGACGCCACCAUGGACCACACUAAGAAGGUAGCUCCCAUGCCUGAAGUCGAAAAGGGCGAUGGCAUCGAAGGCAUGAGCGCUUCGGGCGGAGGCGAGAUGCCCAAGAAGGGCAUCACAGGCCAGGGCAAAGCGGCUACAGACUCGAACAAGCCCCCGCCAGUCGACCAGGUCACCAAGUAA
Bipolaris zeicola 26-R-13 is the source of this 255-nucleotide messenger RNA. RefSeq lists its product as uncharacterized. The record is from RefSeq and is a predicted model, not a curated record. Bases 1 to 255 code for a protein of 84 amino acids. NCBI's taxonomy places the organism in Eukaryota, Fungi, Ascomycota, Dothideomycetes, Pleosporales, Pleosporaceae. The transcript is spliced from 3 exons.